This is a messenger RNA of Coffea eugenioides, 1599 nucleotides long. Its product is annotated as basic 7S globulin-like. The record is from RefSeq and is a predicted model, not a curated record. The transcript has a single exon. Lineage: Eukaryota; Viridiplantae; Streptophyta; Magnoliopsida; Gentianales; Rubiaceae. Gene Ontology annotation, molecular function: aspartic-type endopeptidase activity. Gene Ontology annotation, biological process: proteolysis. The coding region runs from base 74 to 1417 and encodes 447 amino acids.
CAUUCCUCCCCAUUUUUGCAGAUUUAAUAAACUCAUCCAGACCAGACCAGACUGCUUCUGAAAUUUGUAGUUAAUGGCUUCCGCCAACUUUAAGGUUGUCAUUUCAUCCAUUUAUCCGCUAGUAGCAGUCCUACUGCUGCUACUUUCGGGGGGUCCAACUACUUGCGCCGCCCAGGGCUCUUUUCGCCCGCAUGCCUUAGUUGUUCCGGUCACAAAGGAUGCUUCCACUUUGCAAUACGUGGCCAAAGUCAAUCAGAGAACCCCCUCAGUUUCCCUGAACGUGGUUCUUGAUCUUGGCGGCCGAUUCUUGUGGGUUGAUUGCGAUAAGGACUACGUUUCUUCCACGUACCGCCCCGUUAGAUGCCGCAGCGCCCAGUGCUCCCUAGCGGGAAACAACGGCUGCGGAAAUUGUACGGGCGCGCCCAAGCCAGGGUGCAACACUGACACCUGCGCUCUUUUCCCCGAGAACACCAUCACUCACACUUCCACCGGGGGUGAGGUGGCUCAGGACGCUCUCACCCUGUCAUCCACCGAUGGAUCAAACUCCGGUCCCUCCGCCACAGUUCCUCAGUUCAUCUUCGGCUGCGGCCCAACCUUCCUCUUGGAAGGCCUCGCCAGUGGUACAGUCGGCAUGGCUGGACUCGGCCGCGCUCGCAUUGGGCUCCCAUCCCAGUUGUCUGCUGCCUUCAGUUUCCACAAGAAAUUCGCCAUUUGCCUGUCAUCUUCAACCAGGGCCAGUGGUGUAGCAUUUUUCGGCGACGGCCCUUACAAUUUUCUUCCCAAUAUCGAAGCAGCUGGGUUCUUGAGAUACACCCCGCUUUUCAUCAACCCAGUUAGCACCGCUGGAGUCUCCAGCCAAGGAGAGCCCUCUGACGAAUACUUCAUUGGAGUUAAGUCUAUCAAGGUGAACGACAAGACUGUACCCUUGAACGCGACGCUGCUGACUAUUGAUAGCCGGGGCAACGGCGGAACAAAGAUCAGCACUGUUAAUCCCUACACGGUACUGGAGACUUCCAUCUACAAAGCAGUCACAGAAGCCUUUAUUAGCGAGGCUGCUGCGGGGAACAUCAGCAGAGUUGCUGGUGUAGCUCCAUUCGAGGUGUGCUUCAGCUCAAAGAACGUUUUCAGCACACGAUUGGGUCCAUCGGUGCCCCAAAUUGAUCUUGUUUUGCAGAGUCAAAGCGUGGUUUGGAGCAUCACUGGCUCAAACUCCAUGGUGUACGUGAACGAUAAUGUAUUGUGCCUUGGAUUCGUGAAUGGUGGAGUGAAUCCCAGGACCUCAAUUGUGAUCGGCGGGUACCAAUUGGAGGACUUGCUCUUGCAAUUCGAUUUGGCUACUUCAAGACUGGGCUUCACCUUUACGCUUUUGGGCUCUCGAACCACAUGCGCAAACUUUAACUUCACCUCCACAGCCUAAACUCUCUGUCAAAGAGUGGAUUGCUUCUCAAGUCACAACUCAUGCUGCUGCUGCUGCUUUUUGUGUGUGUCUGUCUAUACAUGAUUACUUUUGUUGUUAUUUAGCACCGAAUAAUGGCCUUAUGGUCGGUGUCUUUGGAUUACUAUACUAUUCCUUGGAAUAAAAGAUGGUUUUUGGGACCA